CGCCCAACCGCUACACCGGAGGAAUCUCCCUCCCCUCCCGUCCUUGCAGCUUGCCGGCAGGGGUGGCAAACUGCAGGUACUGCUGCCGGUACCGUCCCCGGAGGACACGGGACACUGACGGCAGAUGCCCGAAGCAUCACUCUGACCCUGACCUCAAAACUCAGACCCGCGACGAGCUCAGCUCCAACCAAUCACGCACACAGCUCACCGUCGUCCCCAAUCAUGAACAAACCACUGCCUGUCUGACUUGGCCUGCAGGGCGCCGGAGCCGGUCAGGGUUUCACGACGGCCGCUGCGGCGGCGGCAGUGCGCGGAGUCGGACAGGCAGACACGCCGCGGGCGGCAAGUCAAAGAUGGCAUGAAAACACGCAGCCCCUGGAAAGCCGGGCAGUUCCAAGGCGGAGCGUCCGUUCCCGUCCUGACUGCCCACGUCCCCCCGCCACCACCCAAGUCAAGCAUGCCAAGAUUGCUACUCCUACUUCCCCCCAGCAAUUAGCUUGACUGGUGUAUCUCACAGCUUAAAAUCCUCUUCUCCAUCAUCAGUAUAUCUGCACCAUGAAAAGGCCAUGUCAUCGUGAAGUUUUUCUUCCUUCUAGUUACAGGAUAAUAUUCAGAUCACUACAGUACCACUACUACCUGAACCUGACACUAGAAUUAUUCUUUAAGUGUCAACAGUUAACUAAGAUAGAGAGUAUGCUAUUGUGCUCCAUCUGGCGAAGAUGAUAGGAUACUAUCACAGGCACAGGCUGUAUAACAGUCUGAUUACUAAUUAGCACUGGUGCUGCAGCUACAGGUCCAAGUGGAUGUAUGCAACAGAAAAAAGAAUUGCACUCCUCAUCUUGCUGCUGCUGGUGCCUGACAGCUUCCCUUUCUUUUCUCCUCUCCUUUAAUCCUUUUGCAUGCGGUGACUCCUACCAACCUCAGGUGAACUCCCAAAGCGGUGCAGUAAUUAGUAAAGAACUGGCUAAAGCAUCACUUUAGGCAGACUAACAGCAGGUGAAAGUAAGACCUAGAAUGAUGCGAGUGUGGGGAGGGGGAAAAAAGAUAGGAGCAGCAGUUGAAAAAGAAAGUCCAAAUAGCAGAGUAAAUCUAGAAAGUGGGCGUGGUAUCUUUCCCUAGAUUUUCUUAUUCCCCCCUUCUCUCUCCUUCUACUCUCUCUCUCUCUCUCUCCCCCUCUCCACCCCCUCGCCUCCCUCCCUCCCCAUCAGGCUCUCUCUCUGGCCGGUCACCAUCUACCCAUCCGUCCCCCUUGCCCUUCGUCUUCGCCUUGUUCUUGGCUUCCUCGGGGCCGGGAGGGGAAGGGGGAAGGAGGAGGCGAGACCCUGAUUUGAUCUCCUUGCUUUUGGUUGCCGAGGAGAGGAGAGGGGUUGGUGCAGUUGGAGGCGUGCCUUCUGUGUCUGUGCGCGCGGAGAUGGACCCCAAGUUCCCCACACCCCCACCGCUAAACAAAACGGAGCCCACCACCGCGACGACCACCACCACCACCUCGACCGCGCAGCAGCUGGAUCCCAAGGACUACCAGCAUCAGCAGCCGGCGCAGCACCAGGAGCAGCACCACCACCACCUGCAAAUCCAAAUCCACCAGCCGCAGCAGCAGGACGGGGGCGGCAAGGAGCAGCAGCUGCAGGUGGCGACGCCGGCAGGGGAGCGAAGGGUGGCGCUCGCGCCCAAGCGGAGCUCCAACAAGGACCGCCACACCAAGGUCGACGGCCGGGGCCGCCGGAUCCGGAUGCCCGCGCUCUGCGCCGCGCGGAUCUUCCAGCUCACCAGGGAGCUCGGCCACAAGUCCGACGGCGAGACGGUCCAGUGGCUGCUGCAGCAGGCCGAGCCGGCCAUCGUCGCCGCCACCGGCACGGGCACCAUACCGGCGUCCGCGCUCGCCUCCGUCGCGCCCUCGCUCCCGUCGCCCAACUCAGGGCUCGCCAGGCCGCACCACCACCACCCGCACCACAUGUGGGCGCCGCCCACCGCGUCCGCCGGCUUCUCCUCGCCGGCCUUCUUGAAUUCCGCCGGCGCCGGCGCGGGCGACGCCGCUGGUAUCGGCGGCCUCAUGCAGCGGAUGGGGCUCCCCGCUGGCCUCGAGAUGCCUGCCGGCGGCGCCGCCGGAGGGACCCUCGGCGCCGGCGGCCACAUCGGCUUCGCGCCCAUGUUCGCCGGACACGCCAUGCCGGGGCUCGAGCUUGGGCUCUCGCAGGACGGCCACAUCGGCGUGCUUGCGGCGCACGCGCAGUCGAUCAGCCAGUUCUACCACCAGGUUGGAGCUGGGGGGGCCAGCGGCCAGCUGCAGCACCAGCACCAGCAUCACCAUCACCAGCAGCAGGAGGACGGUGAGGACGACCGCGAGGACGCUGAGUCCGAUGAAGAGUCCGGCCAGUAGUGUAGCCGUUCAACCUUGCGUUUCUGGGUGUUCCUUGAAGAGGAGGAGAGGAAGGAGAGAAAAAAGUGUAUGCACGCCGCACGCAGGCCACGGGAUGCUUCUGCUACUCUUGGGUUAUUAUUGUUCGUCGAGUUGUGAUGAAUUUUUAUGUUCAUUUUUUUCUCGUGUGAUAUCAAACUCAAUGGAGGCCUUUUGCUCUGAGGACUCGCUGGAUCAAGAUCAUCCCGUGGUUCUUCCCACUAUUCUGUGGAUGAUCGCCCAGAGCCCUCUCUCCGACUUCCAGGUGUAUAAUAGCUGAAAGCUGGAUGAAUUGGAUCAAUCGCCCUUGAGUGAGUGCCUUAUUUGUCAUUGCAAAGUGUGUAGAUAUUCAGGUAAUUUUGCUGUUAGAGAGGUGUUUUUUUAUCGGAGUGAUGAUCCACUUAUUAAAAACAAUUGAGGUAGUCGCCGGCAAUUUGAUCCUCCUCCAGAGGCUGUUUCUGCAAUGCAAAUACAACGUACAACUCUAGUGCCGAGAUUACCCCAUACCUAUUUGCUUCUUCUGUGGCAUGCCAGUGAUAUGUUGCCUUCAAGAUUUCUUUUUUUUUUCUUUCUCAUGGACAAACAUGCAUACCCUAGUUGUUUGCUUGGUAUUGUUUCUGUAUUUCUGUACAUAGGAGGCAUUGUCUGUUGCUAGUACUACAUAUAAAAAGGUAAAGGAUAAAGAGGUUAUAUCAGUAGAUGAUGCCACUGAUAAAUAUGCAUGUACAAAACAGAAUAUAUAGAAGGCCUCCAAAUGGCACUUGAUUCAGAAA
Panicum hallii is the source of this 3168-nucleotide messenger RNA. Its product is annotated as transcription factor TCP20-like. Gene Ontology annotation, molecular function: DNA-binding transcription factor activity; sequence-specific DNA binding. Bases 1412 to 2377 code for a protein of 321 amino acids. Gene Ontology annotation, cellular component: nucleus. Lineage: Eukaryota; Viridiplantae; Streptophyta; Magnoliopsida; Poales; Poaceae. The transcript is spliced from 3 exons. The record is from RefSeq and is a predicted model, not a curated record.